Cucumis sativus (cucumber) is the source of this 673-nucleotide messenger RNA. RefSeq names its product thioredoxin H-type. The record is from RefSeq and is a predicted model, not a curated record. The transcript has 3 exons. Bases 99 to 494 code for a protein of 131 amino acids. Lineage: Eukaryota; Viridiplantae; Streptophyta; Magnoliopsida; Cucurbitales; Cucurbitaceae.
CUAAAGCUGCUCUUCAGCCAUAUAUUAAUACUCGAAACAAGACUCUCAAACAGAGAUCUGAGCUCAAAAUUCAAAUCUUCCAGCUUCAAUUUCAAAAGAUGGGAGCAAGCUUUACGGUCCCACGUUCAAAAUCUUCUAAUGCAAUGAUACAACAAAAGCCUCCAACCAUUAUAGAGUGUCACGACAAAGCUCAAUGGACAGCUCGUUUUGAAGCUACAAAGGAAACAAACAAGCUUAUGGUGAUUGACUUCACUGCUGCAUGGUGUGGACCUUGUCGACACAUGGAGCCGACUAUCAAGGAAUUAGCUGCAAGGUUCAAGGACGUUGAGUUCGUUAAAAUCGAUGUCGAUGAAUUAAUGGAUGUUGCAAAGGAAUAUGGAGUGGAGGCAAUGCCAACAUUCAUACUGAUUAAGAACGGUAAAGUAAUCGAUAAGGUGGUCGGAGCCAGGAGGGAUGACCUGCAGAAGAAGAUUGAGAAACAUAGUAAAUAUUGAUUGAUGCUUAUGAAGCUCCUCAAUAAGGAAGGAAGAUAAAAGUAAAAUAAAGAACCAGGAAUCUAGUUGUCUAGAACAAACUAAAAUGGUUUUUGCUGUUUAUUUAUUAGCUCAGCCCUUCUGACUUGUGAUUUUUAUAUAUAUAUAUUCUAUAUAUUGCUCUUCAUGUAUUUGCUCAA